CUCACGUUGCUCACAUUGAAACAACAACACUAUUUCUAUUUAAUAAUCUGUUGCAUCUUUCAAACAAGAAUUGAAAAAUGAAGAGUUAGUACAAAGCCAGCUAGGAACUCCACUGCUUAGAAUAAUUUUAAGUUACCUCGGAGACCCAUACCAUGUCUUCUUGCUAAGGAAUCAUUGACUCCUCCUAAGCAUUACCCUACUUGAUUGUUUGAAAAAUUUAGCAGUUCACUACACUGCAACAAUUGUUCUCUUACCUUUCUCUGAAAAUCCAUUCACUUUGCUGUUGUUGAGAUCAUAUCAUCAUGGCUGGUGCACUUGUUGGUGGAGCUUUCCUUUCUGGCUUCAUUAACGUUGUCUUUGACAGGUUGCUCACAAAGGAUACGGUCAACUUGGUCUUGGGCAAGAAGCUUGGCUCUGACUUGCUUGAAAAGCUGAAGAUUUCACUGCUUGCUGCUGAAGCUUUGCUUGAUGAUGCUGAGUACAAGCAACUGGGCGACGAUCGUGUGAGGGAUUGGCUCAACCGUCUGAGAGAUGCUGUUUAUGAUGCUGAUGACUUUCUGUACGCUGUACUCACCAAAGCCGCCACUCAAAAGGAGGUACGUUCUUUGUUGCCUAGUUGCUUCCGUAACCGACAUAGGAAGAUGGUAGAUAACAUGGAAGACGUGGUUACAAGAAUAGAUAUUCUUGUAAGUAAAAAAGAUAUUCUUGGACUUCAACAGAGUACCAAGGAUAAUAACUUGUCAUCAUCAUCAUCAUCAUCAUCAAAAUGGCGAGAAACCACAUGUCUGAUGGAAGGGAAAAUAUAUGGCAGGGAGGAUGAUCAACAAGCUUUAACCAAAAUAAUAGAAGACAACAGUGAAUCUCAGUUAUCUGUGAUUCCUAUUGUUGGCAUGGGCGGGGUUGGUAAAACAACCUUAGCCAAAUGGGCGUACAGUGUCGCAGAAGGAUUUGAUCUCAAAGCAUGGGUCUGCAUCUCUGAAACAUUUGAUGUUGCUGAUAUUACAAAGAAAACCAUUGAGGACAUUACUAAAAAUUCUUGUGCCCUCGGGACUUUAAAUUUGCUACAAAAUAAACUGCAGGAAGUCUUGUCAGGAAAGAAGUUCUUUAUUGUUCUAGACGAUGUCUGGAGCGAUGAUGCCGAUGAGUGGAAGCAAUUUAUAACUCCUUUUCACUGUGGGGCUCAGGGUAGUUCAAUUCUUCUUACAACUCGUAUGAAAGAGGUUGCCUCAGUAGUUAAAACAUGUUCCUCUCACUUUCUUAACGAGUUGUUAGAAGAGUACUGUUGGUCAUUGUUUAAAGACAAUGCAUGUUUUCUGGAGUCCAACGGGAACCCAACACUAGUUGAUGUCGGUAGACAAAUUGUCAACAAGUGUAAGGGCUUGCCAUUAGCUGUAGAAACACUUGGCCGCAUGUUGCAAGGAAAGAACGAUGCUGAAGAAUGGAAAGCUGUUUUAAGGAGUGCCAUCUGGGACUUUCCUAUGAAAAAUUGUAAAAUUAUUCCAGCAUUGUUAAUAAGCUACUUCCAGCUACCUCCUUACUUGAAGUGUUGUUUUGUUUAUUGUUCCUUGUUUCCCAAAGAUCAUUACUUUGAGAAAAAUGAACUAGUUUUGCUGUGGAUGGCUGAAGAUCUUUUAAGGCUACCAAAGAGAGGAGAGAGUUUAGAAGAGGUUGGUUGUGAGUGUUUUGAAGAAUUAACUUCCAGAUUAUUUUUUAAACCAGCGGAUCAUCCUCGUGAAAGGUAUGUGAUGCAUGAUCUCUUGCAUGACUUGGCAAUAUUCCUUGCUGGAGACUUCUAUUGUAGAAUAGAAGAGUUUCGUGAACAACAAAAGAAGGAGGUUCUCACUCGUCAUUUGUCAUGUUUUUCAUAUGGAAGCUUAGAUAAUCCAAUCUCAAAAGUCUUCAAGUCCGUUGUGAAAGCAGAAUCUUUGAGGACAUCGUUGUAUAUCAAUGAUUUGUUAAGCAUGGAAAGCAGAGCAUCAAAGUUGAAAUACUUGAGAGUUUUAUCCUUUCGUGGACUUGGUGCAUUACCAGAUUCAAUAGGUAAAUUGAUUCAUCUACGCUAUUUGAAUCUCUCUAGGACCUAUGUGAAGACAUUACCAGAGUCAUUAUGCAACUUGUAUAAUCUACAAACAUUAAUAUUGCAUGAUUGUUAUGACCUGACCAUGUUGCCCAAUGGCAUGCAUAAACUUGUGAAUUUACGGCAUCUUGAUCUUAGGGGAACUUGUUUGAAAGAAAUGCCUAGAGGAAUAAGUAAAUUGAAACACUUGCACACCUUAAGUUCGUUUGUGGUGGGCAAGCACAAAGACAAUGGAAUCCAGGAAUUAGGAGGGCUCUCAAAUCUUCAUGGAUCAUUUGAGAUUCAGAAGUUGGAGAAUGUUGUUGAUGUGAGACAAGCCAGGGGUGCAAGGAUGUCGGAGAAGAACCACAUUUACAACUUAUCGUUGAGGUGGUCUUGGCUUCGUGAGAUGGUUCCAAACACAGAGACUGAGAGAGAUAUGCUCGAAGGCUUGCAACCGCACAAUGGGUUGAAAGAGUUGAGAAUGGAGGGAUACGAGGGCAAAAGAUUUCCAGAUUGGGUGGGACACUGUUCUUACAACAAAAUGACAAGAGUAACACUAACAUCUUGCAAGAAUUGCUGCAUGCUGCCUUCACUUGGACAACUGCCAUCUCUCAAGUCCCUGCGCAUUCAAGGUUUUCUUGAGCUCAAGCGUAUUGGUGAUGAGUUUUACAAGAAUGACAGCGAUCAUCAUUCUUUGCCUAUUGCUCCAUUUCCCUCACUGGAGACGUUGGAAUUUGAUAAGAUGCCAUGCUGGGAGGAGUGGCACGUACCUCACCCAGAAGCUUUUCCUCGGCUUAGGAGACUUGAAAUAAGAAAUUGUCCAAUGUUAACCGGAGAUAUGCUUAACGACAUAUUAUGGAGAAGGGAUUGUUGUUUGCGGGAAGAUGAAGAAGGAAGGUCUGAUGAGAUGGUAGGUGGUGGGGAUGCUUUAUCAAUAAGGCCAUCUCAAUCAUUUAAUGCAAGGAGCAAUUGCUUACCCAAAUCGCUGCAAAAGCUGAAAAUCUCGAGGUGCCCAAAAUUUGAAUUCCUGGAGCAACAGCAGCGCAAGUGUGAUUUGGUAGACCUACAAAUACAAUACAGCUGUGAUUCACUGAGCUCCUUGUCGUUGGAUGUCUUUCCCAAUCUCAAGAAUUUGGAGAUAGAAGGGUGUAGGAAUCUGGAAUCAGUGUCAAUGUCAGACGCACCACACGCUGCUCUUCAACGUCUCUCCAUCUAUGAUUGCCCUAAAUUAGUGUCAUUAGCAGGAGAAGGACUGGCUGCACCCAACUUGACUUAUCUCAAUGUUAGCAAAUGCUACUGGUUGGAGGCAUUGCCACAGGACAUGAAUAAUCUUCUCCCAAGUUUACAGUUUCUGGAUAUAUAUGGUUGCUCGAAAAUUUGUAGCAGGUUGCCAGAGGGUGGUUUGCCGCCUAACUUGAAAUCACUUACUGUGGGAGGUUGCGAGGAACACAUGAGGAGUCUAUCAUGGAUCGGCAACUUGGACGCCCUCACUCAUCUUACCAUUCAUGGGUGUGAGAACAUAAAGUCAUACCCAGAGGUGGGUUCGCUGCCUCACCUUCCCUCCCUUACCACUCUACAUAUCCAAGACUUUGAUAAUCUGGAGACAUUGGAGUGCAACGAGCUUCUCCGCCUCACCUCCCUUCAACAAUUGCACAUUGAGUUCUGCCACAAGCUGGAGAAUAUGGAAGGAGAAAAGCUGCCUCCCUCUCUCUUGCGACUUAAACUUUAUUAUUGUGGUUUGCUGGGAGAACACUGCAAGAAGAAGCAUCAACUAAUCUGGCCCAAAAUUUCCCACAUCCAAACCAUUGAAGUCAAUUACAACAAAAUUUCCUGAAUAGAGAUUUCUGAGCAGGUAAAAAGUUCACAGAUGUUAGAGAUUACAUUGCACAUGUAUAUCUAUAUAUAUAUAUAUAUAUGGAGAUGUAAAGUGGAUUAAUGUAUUGGGAAGCAGUAGUGUUUUCUGAUUUCAGCUUUCAUUGUAAUUGGUAUGUACACUAGUUUAAAUUAAUGACUGAUGUGUAUCAUAUGAUUCAUAUCCACACUACUUGUGAUGUGGACUUGCUUGGAUUAUUCAAUUCAAUGCUUUGCUUCAAAGACAGAACCAUAGAUGGUUGUUUGGUUAUCAAUGGCAAUCAUGUUUGAACUUCGAACCAA
Messenger RNA from Arachis ipaensis, 4213 nucleotides. Its product is annotated as putative disease resistance RPP13-like protein 1. The record is from RefSeq and is a predicted model, not a curated record. NCBI's taxonomy places the organism in Eukaryota, Viridiplantae, Streptophyta, Magnoliopsida, Fabales, Fabaceae. Gene Ontology annotation, molecular function: ADP binding.